AAUUAUCACAGGACACAUCAGCUUGCAGGGCACCAUUCCUGGCUGUUCAAAAUGCAGGCCCCAGAGUAACAGUGGCAAGAUAAUGGGUUGAAAAGAAUUACGGAGAACUUCGUAUUGUCCAUCCUGACUGACAGGAUGUCAGUCAGUCAGCAUUCUCGCUCACCAUAAAAAAUGAUGGAUGAAAGAGAAGAUUUGGUUGAAGAUCUGCUCACUGAGUAUGCCAUACAGCUUAGCAUUCAAGAAUCAAAUGGGGCCAAACCACCGGUGUCUUCCAGCUAUCAUGACAGUUUUGUACCACCUAGUGAGGAAAAUAGGAAAAUUGUAACAUCCAUAAAGCAAGGUCAAGUAUUUGGGCUCCAAGAACUUGUGAAACAGAAAUAUGCUUUGGAUGAAGCUGAUGAAGGAGGGUGGUUUCCAUUGCAUGAGGCUGCAGCUCAGCCAAUUCAGCAAAUACUUGAAAUCAUUUUAGAUGCAUCUUAUAAAACAAUGUGGGAAUACAAAACAUGCGAUGGAGAAACACCAUUAACUUUGGCAGCAAAAGCUGGCUUUGUGGAAAAUGUACGAACGUUACUGGAAAAGGGUGUUUGGCCCAAUACCACAAAUGACAAAGGAGAAACUCCACUUCUUAUUGCUAUAAGAAGGUGCUCUUUUGAAAUGGUAUCCACUCUGAUUAAACACAACUGUAGUAUCCACCAGCCGUGUGUAAAACGUUGGUCAGCAAUGCAUGAAGCUGCAAAACAGGGACGCAAAGACAUUGUUGCUCUUCUUCUGAAGAAUGGUGGAAAUGCGAACCUUAAGGAUGGAUAUGGAGUAACACCAUUAGGUGUUGCUGCUGAAUAUGGUCACUGUGAUGUGCUGGAGCAUCUAAUUCAUAAAGGUGGAGAUGUCCAGGCCUUAGCAGAUGAUGGUGCAUCGAUAUUGUUUGAAGCUGCCGGAGGAGGUAAUCCAGACUGCAUAGCCCUUCUUUUGGAAUAUGGAGGAAGUGGCAACGUGCCUAAUAAGGCAGGACUGCUUCCCAUACACAAAGCGGCUUAUGAGGGCCAUUACCUGGCCCUGAAGUAUCUCAUUCCGGUCACAUCCCAAACUGCAAUCCAGAAAAGUGGGUUAAGCCCUGUUCACUCAGCAGCAGAUGGCCAGAAUUCACAGUGUCUAGAGCUCCUCAUUGAAAAUGGUUUUGAUGUCAAUACUCUCUUGGCUGAACACAUUUCAAACAGUUACGAUGACGAAAGGAAAAGUGCGCUUUAUUUUGCUGUUUCUAACAAUGACAUUCUUUGCACUGAAGUAUUGCUCAAAGCAGGGGCAAAUCCAAACAAGGAUCCUUUAAACUGUCUUCUUGUGGCAGUGAGAGCUGGCAACCAUGAAAUUGUAAGGCUGCUCCUAUCUUACGGAGCAAACGUCAAUUGCUACUUUAUGUUGGUUAAUGAUACGCAUUUCCCCAGUGCCAUUCAGUAUGCCUUGAAUGAUGAGGUGAUGCUGAGGCUGUUGCUCAAUCACGGAUAUAAUGUGGAGAUGUGUUUUGACUGUAUGCAUCAAGAUAUCUUUGGAAAUUCUUUUGUGUGGUCAACUCCAGAGGAAGAGGUUCUCCCCGGGUGGACUUCUUCUGUAAUAAAGGAUAAUCCAUUCUGUGACUUUAUUGCUGUUCCUUGGUUGAAACAUUUAGCAGGAAGAGUGGUUCGUGUUUUUAUAGAUUACAUGGAUUAUGUUCCUCUAUGCACAAAAAUUAAGUUUGUCUUAGAAACGCAGAAAGAAUGGACAGAGAUACGUCAGAUAUUGGAUAAUCCUCGCCCAUUGAAACAUCUGUGUCGUCUGAAAAUACGUAAACUCUUGGGGUUAAGGAGACUCCAGAAACUGUCAUCCAUGAAGAAGUUUCUGCUUCCACCAGUUCUCAAGAACUAUAUCCUAUAUAAAGAAUAUGAUCUGUAUGGAAAAGGGAUACAUUUAGAAUAGUUUUUAAAAAUAACUGCGUACAGUCUGUAAUUUGACUCACUUCCUCACUAGUUUUUACUAGCUAAAGAGCUGCUUGGUGUUUCGUACACAUUCACAACAUUCUGGUAUUUGUUGUUAAUAGUUCUUUUAUGGGAACAAAUUUUUCUUCAAAACUAGUACGUUAAAGCUCAUGUUUUAACACAACAUUGUACUAUCCAAAUAUAGGCUAAAGUCAGAAUAAGGACGCUAUAGUAAUUAUGUAGAACAGUACACUCUAAAUGGGAAUUCAGAUGAAUAUAGGCUAAAAGAAGAAUUUUCAUGAUGGACUUCCCAAUGAACAUGAUAAAUACAAUUGCUGCUCUCAGUUUGUGACAUUAGUUUAUCCUUAAAAUAAAUGUCUAAUGUAGCUUGGCAAAGAAAAUUAAACUGCUAAAUGCA
This is a messenger RNA of Aptenodytes forsteri (emperor penguin), 2364 nucleotides long. RefSeq names its product ankyrin repeat and SOCS box containing 15 (gene ASB15). The transcript has 11 exons. Gene Ontology annotation, molecular function: protein binding. Lineage: Eukaryota; Metazoa; Chordata; Aves; Sphenisciformes; Spheniscidae. Gene Ontology annotation, cellular component: cytoplasm. Gene Ontology annotation, biological process: intracellular signal transduction. Bases 172 to 1947 code for a protein of 591 amino acids. The record is from RefSeq and is a predicted model, not a curated record.